Messenger RNA from Cydia amplana, 1403 nucleotides. RefSeq names its product NEDD8-activating enzyme E1 catalytic subunit (gene Uba3). Gene Ontology annotation, molecular function: NEDD8 activating enzyme activity. The record is from RefSeq and is a predicted model, not a curated record. The transcript has 7 exons. Bases 24 to 1373 code for a protein of 449 amino acids. Gene Ontology annotation, cellular component: nucleus; cytoplasm. Lineage: Eukaryota; Metazoa; Arthropoda; Insecta; Lepidoptera; Tortricidae. Gene Ontology annotation, biological process: protein neddylation.
AUAUUUUGAAGAUAGUAUCAGAAAUGGCUGGUAGCGAGAACCAGACUUCGGAAUACCUCCAAAGAAGAUGGCUAAAUAUACGAAAACUAUUAGAAAGAUCUGGUCCAUUUUGCCACCCUGAUUUUGAACCUUCUGCUGAAAUAUUAGAUUUCAUUAUGAAUUCGUGCAAAAUCUUAGUAAUAGGAGCUGGGGGUCUUGGCUGCGAAUUACUAAAGGACCUAGCCCUGAUGGGCUUUAAAAAAAUCCAUAUUAUAGAUAUGGAUACAAUAGAGUUGUCUAAUUUGAACAGACAAUUUUUGUUUAGAAAGAAUGAUAUUGGAUUAUCAAAGGCUAAAUGUGCUGUUGAAUUUGUUAAUAAUCGAGUCCCAGGUUGUGAGGCCAUUGCUCAUCACUGCACCAUCCAGGAUAUGGAUGAGGGUUUCUACCGGCAGUUCCACAUUGUUGUCUGUGGUCUCGACUCCGUUGUGGCUAGGCGUUGGCUUAACGGCAUGCUGAUGUCCUUGCUUCAGUAUAAUGAUGAUGGAACUUUAGAUCAAAGCAGCCUGAUACCUCUAGUGGACGGAGGUACUGAAGGCUUCAAAGGCAACGCCCGAGUGAUCCUGCCGGGCAUGAGCGCAUGUAUUGAGUGCACACUGGACCUGUAUCCACCGCAGGUCACAUUCCCGCUUUGCACUAUUGCUAAUACACCAAGAUUACCAGAGCACUGUAUCGAAUAUGUAAAGGUACUGCAAUGGUCCAAGGAGAACCCGUGGGGCAACACCACUGCCCUGGACGGCGACGACCCACAGCACCUUGCCUGGGUCCUAGAGAAGGCGCAGGAAAGGGCGAUGAAGCACGGCAUUACUGGAGUCACGUAUAGAUUGACGCAGGGUGUGUUGAAGAACAUUAUACCGGCGGUGGCCAGUACGAAUGCGGCCAUAGCGGCGGCUUGUGCUACUGAGGUAUUCAAGCUAGCCUCAUCCUGCUGCGUGAACAUGAAUAACUACAUGGUGCUGAACAUAGCGGAAGGAGUGUACACGUACACGUUCAGUGCCGACCGCCGCGCGGAUUGCGUAGCCUGCAGCAACACCACUAGGACCAUGGAGCUGGAGUCACAAGCUACCCUACAGACUAUACUUACUAAGCUCCAGGAGGAACCUAAGUAUCUCAUGAAGAGCCCAGGCAUUACCACUAUUAUCAAUGGGCGCAAUAAAACGCUGUACAUGUCUUCAAUCAAAAGCAUAGAAGAGAGAACAAGGGACAACCUGAAAAAGAAGAUAACCGAUUUAGGAUUAUAUAAUGGCGCUGAAAUCCUGGUGGCAGAUAUAACUACUCCUAACACAAUCACGAUAAAGUUGAAAGUUACUGAAAAUGCAGAUGUUGAGAUGGCCUAGUUAUGUGUAACAAAUAAAAAUGAUGUUUAA